CAUCAUGGCGUUGCUGGCCUCCAACAUCAUCCUGACCAUCAUGAACUUCCCGCUGGACAUCAUCGGCAGCGUGUACAGCAGCUGGUGGCUGAGCAGCGCCGCCUGCAAUCUGUACUUAUACGGCAACUGGGUCCUGGAAGGCGGGAUGAUGCACAUGCACGUGUUAAUCACGGCCAACCGCAUCUGGGCCAUGCAGUUCCCGGUGUCGUAUAAAACGCACCACGGGAGCAGCAAGCGUACCGGAUUAUUCCUGAUUUUGCUCGCCUGGAUUUACGUUCACGUGGUUUGUUUGCCGGGUGUCGUGUUAGACGCGCUGUACUACCGGCAGCCCCCCGCGGACGGCUGCAGCAUGAACGACGUCCAGGUGGAGUGGAUCAACACGGCGCAGUUCCUCGUCUACGACAUGCCGGUGCUCUUCAUCGUCUUCGCCUAUCCCUUCCUCCUCCUGAAGCAGCUGCAGCGCAACCGGAAGUCCCUGGAGCGCCGCGGGACGCUGAUGGUCAGCCACGCCCCCUCGCGCAUGUCCCCCUCCAACGGCCAGGACGGCCACCACGCCCCGCUGCAGCGCCGCAAGUCGGUCUUCUCCAAGGAGACCACCCGCGCCUUCCUGGUUUUAACGGUCGUCACAGCGAGUGUGUUCAUCUGCUGGACACCCUCGCAGAUCUGGUGGACGAUCAAACUGGCCAACUCCCGGAUCCAGCUGCCGGACAUCUUCUACAAGGUCACCUCGGCGCUGUACGGCCUGCAGGCCGUCAUCGAUCCGCUGCUCUUCGUGGUGACCUUUAAGGACCUCCGCGAUGUCGUCCUGGAUGGGGUCAAGGAGGGGUGGCGGUGCGGGCGGGAGCAGCGCCGGCGGACCUCCAUCUGGUCCAGCAACACCGCCCGCGGCCAGGUGCAUCCGGCUUAAUAAGGGAUUAACCAGCUUGGAGAUUAAGCGUUCAGAACGGUGCUUUUUGAUUGU
Paramacrobiotus metropolitanus is the source of this 961-nucleotide messenger RNA. RefSeq names its product octopamine receptor beta-2R-like. The transcript has a single exon. Gene Ontology annotation, biological process: phospholipase C-activating G protein-coupled receptor signaling pathway; positive regulation of Rho protein signal transduction. The record is from RefSeq and is a predicted model, not a curated record. NCBI's taxonomy places the organism in Eukaryota, Metazoa, Tardigrada, Eutardigrada, Parachela, Macrobiotidae. Gene Ontology annotation, molecular function: G protein-coupled receptor activity. Bases 5 to 907 code for a protein of 300 amino acids. Gene Ontology annotation, cellular component: membrane.